UGGGAGUUGGCGUCCUAAAAUGGCGUCUCUCCUGGACGAUACUUUGUUCGAGACGCGCGGACAAGCGCCGUCGCCCAGCAAAGACUUCUACCAAAUCAUCGUUACUAGGAAGGAGAAGACCUGCUCCCUCAAAUCCUUCUCUCCUGCCUCCAUGAGAUGACAGACAGUUUCUAGGAGAGGUGAGCAAAGAAUGCCAGGCAACCAUUUAUUAUGACACUUAUCCAAGUUUAUGCUCCAACUACUGAUGCAGAAGAAGAGGGGGUUAAUCUGAAGUUGACAAAAUAUGUGAUUUUCAGGUGGUGGAAAAUUUCUCUUCGGAGUGAAUACCGUGAAGCAAGGCCUGGAGAACUCAAAGAAUCUCAUGAAGAUUUCUUGGAUGAUCCCUCCCUCCAAAUUCAAAUAGCCAUUGUGUUUGGAUCAAGCACUCUGGAGCAUAUCUUCAAUCUGUGCAGAGGUAAUUUUGAUUUCCUGGUGCGACUGCCGGAUACAUUGCUUCUGUACAUCAUGUCUUACUUGGAUCUUGAAGACAUUGCAAGGCUUUCCCAAGUAUCACACAGAUUUGAAACGUUAUGCAACUCUGACAAACUAUGGGAAGUGAUUGUGCAAGACUUAUUGGGCACCAUCACUCCAGAAAUGAAGUCCCUGGCACAAGAAAUUGGGUGGAAGCAGUUUUUCUUCACUAACAAGCUUCAGCUGCAAUUACAGCUACGAAGAAGGAAAAAAAAGUCAGCUGGUUCUUCUGGAAGUGUUUCUGAUUAGAUGAGUAUUUUUCCUAAUUAAACAUUUUGAAAAGUGUGGAUUUAUUUUUUUUUAGUAAAAAAUCUGAUCACAAGAUUUGAAUAAAGAUAAGAGGCUGCCUUAAAAUAGG
Notechis scutatus (mainland tiger snake) is the source of this 868-nucleotide messenger RNA. NCBI's taxonomy places the organism in Eukaryota, Metazoa, Chordata, Lepidosauria, Squamata, Elapidae. The record is from RefSeq and is a predicted model, not a curated record.